Molecule: messenger RNA, 756 nt
Organism: Peronospora farinosa
Lineage: Eukaryota; Oomycota; Peronosporomycetes; Peronosporales; Peronosporaceae
Source: the annotation of a GenBank genome assembly
AUGCUUAGGAGUGUGGUGAAGUGCCAGGAGAAUCGGGGCCCAGGGUACCAAGGCCCCAUGGUAGGGGCCCCAGGGUACAAGGGCCCAGGCCUCGCAAGGUCCCAAGGUUCAAUCGAGGGUCACCAGGGACAGGGUUUCCAGUCACCAGGGGCCGGAGUACUAGUCACCAGGGACAGGGUUUCUAGUAACCGAGGACAAGGGUAUCAGUCACCAGGGACAGGGCACCAGGGACAGGGCACCAGGGACAGGGGUACCAGCUACCGGGGACAGGGGUACCAGUCACCGGGGACAGGGGUAUCGAACGUCCAGGUUACCGGGGACAGGGUUUCUAGUAACCGGGGACAAGGGUAUCAGUCACCAGGGACAAGGGGUACCAGCUACCGGGGACAGGGGUACCAGUUACCGGGGACAGGGGUAUCGAACGUCCAGGGUCAAAGGUACAAGGUUACCCUACCGGGCGCACACCAGGAUUCGAAAGAGUCGGUACAGGCCCCAAGGUCCAAGAGCACAGGGUACAAGAGCCCAGGGUAUCAGGGACCAGGGGCCCAGGGGAGGGGUACAGAGGCCCAGGGGCCCAGAGGUACAGAGGCCCAGGGGCCCAGAGGCCCAGGGGUAAGGGGCCCAGAGGCCCAGGGGUACAGGGGCCCAGGGGCCCAGGGGUACAGUGGCCCAGAUGCCCAGGGGGGGGUAGGGGCCCAGAGGCCCAGGGGUGCCCAGGGGUACAGUAGCCCAGAUGCCCAGGGGUACAGGGGCUAA